Molecule: messenger RNA, 1894 nt
Organism: Galleria mellonella (greater wax moth)
Lineage: Eukaryota; Metazoa; Arthropoda; Insecta; Lepidoptera; Pyralidae
Gene: cib
Product: thymosin beta
Exons: 6
Coding region: 173-799 (208 amino acids)
Biological process (GO): actin filament organization
Cellular component (GO): cytosol
Molecular function (GO): actin monomer binding
Source: RefSeq, a predicted model, not a curated record
CCCGCGCUCUGCCGCCACCCCCAUAGCAGCCCGGCCCUCCGUUCUGUCCUCUCGCCUGCUUGCCGGCCGACUUCGCUCAGACCGCACGUUCACUUCAGUCGCGUUUUGAGAGUGAUAGGUCGUGUACGUUUUAUCGUAUAUCCCCUUCCUGCAUUUUAUAACUUGAUCUAAAAUGGCCUGCUCAGUGAGUGACACCCCCUCCCUGAAGGAUCUGCCUAAAGUGGCCACAGACCUCAAGAGCCAGCUCGAGGGAUUCAACACGAGUUGCUUGCGCGAUGUUGACACCAACGAGAAGAUCGUGCUUCCGUCUGCUGAAGACUUAGCAAAAGAAAAACAACAUACAGCACUACUGCAAGAUGUAGAGCAAUUUCAAACAUCCUCACUGCGGCGAACGAACACCGUUGAAAAAAUUGUGCUUCCGAAUGCAUUAGAUGUUGCCACAGAGAAAAACCAAAAGUCCUUGUUCGACGGCAUUGAAAAAUUCGACGCUAGCAGGUUGAAGCACACAGAAACCCAGGAGAAAAAUCCACUGCCAGACAAAGAUGUUGUAGCAGCGGAGAAGGCACACCAGAAUCUCCUUGACGGCGUGGAACAUUUUGACAAGACACAGAUGAAACAUGCAACGACCGAAGAAAAGAACCCCUUGCCGCCCAUUGAAGCGAUCGAAGCUGAGAAGGAGAAGAAUAAAUUCUUAAACGGCAUCGAGAACUUCGACCCGAGCAAGCUGAAGCACACCGAGACUUGCGAGAAGAACCCGCUGCCCACCAAGGACGUCAUUGAACAGGAGAAGACGGCUUGAACGUCCGCAUCCAUUGCCCGCAAUUAUAUCUCGCUAAUAUCGCCGUAUUUUAAACUCGAUGUAAGUUAAUGACCCCGUUUGCACUGUCCUAUCAAAACGUCAAUAAAUACUCAUCAGGGUUUCUUUCAAGUUCUUUUUUUUUUAAUUUUCAAAAUCUUUAGAAAGGAAUGGUUAUACCAUACGUCUACUAUAUUUCUUUCUUUUUUUUUUUCCCUUUUCUAUAUUAUUAAGAAGGAUUUUAUUGUUCCAAUACGCACGUGGAAUUGACGAUUUGUCGGCGCAAGAUAAAGAUGCGGUUCGUGAAAAAGAUAUAAUAGAAAUAAGUUCACUUUUACGGAAUGAAACCCUGAUUUACACCAUCUGGCCUAAGUCAUAAGCGAAGAGGACUGCAAACUGGCUCUUAUCAUUAGUUUAUAGGAACCAAAUUUCUAUGUCACUGUAACGUAUAUAUUUUAAUAAGUGUAUUUUAUGAGCAUUUUAUAAUUUAAUUUAUAUUAUAUUGAGACGGAUAAUUAAGUAUUAAUGAUAUUCAGUACUGAUUUGUGUAGGCUGAGAACACUACAAUUUGAAAUUUGUUUUGUACUCUUUCGUUUUGUGCUUGUGUUCUCUAUUUAGUUCGAGGUAUAUUAAGUAUUUACGAGAUCGCCUGUAGGUAUGUACGUGAUGCCUCUGGUCAAUGAAUAAAUUAGAAGUGUAGUUACCAAAACACAAUUUGGUUCUAAAUUAUUGUACCGUGAUUGUAAUUUCUCUAUUGAUAUUUUAUUAUGCUGUAAAGUAAUGUCAUAAUGUCGACAGAGAAACGAAUGAAAAAAAAAGAAAAAAAUUAAAAAUGACAGUAAGUACUCUAGUAAUAUUACUUGCUCAACUGUGUACGAAAUAGAUAAGGUUUGGUCUGAUUUUUAAAAAAGCAAUAGUUUGUUUAGUUUGAUAAAAUAGUGUAUAACAAUAAUAUUUUAUAUUGUCAUAUAUAAAUCAAUAAUUUUCCAAUUUUAUAAUAUGCUAUCGAUGCCAAUACUUGAAACAUUUUUACCGGAAUUUUGUAUGUUUUACAGACGGUGCUUUUUUAUAAAUAUAGAUUGAAAAAUAAAAAUAAAA